This is a messenger RNA of Emiliania huxleyi CCMP1516, 1806 nucleotides long. RefSeq lists its product as hypothetical. Lineage: Eukaryota; Haptophyta; Isochrysidales; Noelaerhabdaceae. Bases 1 to 1602 code for a protein of 533 amino acids. The record is from RefSeq and is a predicted model, not a curated record. The transcript is spliced from 5 exons.
AUGUCCCUCUCCCACUGCUCGGAGGUGGUCGUCGGCGGCGGCUGGUCCGGUGUGUACUGGGCGUGGCGGCGGCUCGACCAGCCCGGCUACGACGCGUCCGGCCUCUGCCUGCUGGAGGCGAGUGGCCGACUCGGCGGCCGCACCUACUCGGUCCGGGACCUGGCGCUCGGCGGUCACAAUUUCACGCUCGACGUCGGCGCGUACCGCUUCUCUCCCGACAUGCACCUGCCGGGCGACGUGAUCCUGAAGCUGGCACUGCCGACUGCUUGCUACGAGCCCGGCUGCCCGUCGGCCAAGAAGGACAUGCCCAAGCCCUUCCAAUUCAACUACUCUGCCCCUCUUCGGCGCAUCAUUGACCCGGCGACAGGUCUCCCGGCCGGCUACGCGACCGCACUCGAGGCGAUGGCGCGCGAGAUCGCCGCUGCCGGAGCAACUGUCACGCUCGGCGCUGAGCUGGUCGGGAUCGAGCCUCGCGGAGGGGCGGCCGAUGGGGCGGCUGCGGGCGCGCCCGCGCUGCGCAUCAAGUCCGCGGCGGGCGGCGCCACCCGGACCGAGCGGAUCGAGCCUGCUGUCGUCAUGCUCAACGUCCCGCGUGCGCGGCUCCUGCCACUGCCCGGCGUCGCCAGCCUUCUCGGCGGGCGCGUCAAGUCGGCGCUGUCGUGCAUCCGAUUCGACUCGCCAAAGGGCGCGGGGUGGAAGAUUUUUUCGCGCUUCCACUCUGGCAACGGCACCACCGCCCUCUCCAAGGCCUACCUCGGGUACGAGUCCGCCUGGUGGCGCUCGCCCGCCGUCAACCUCACCGAGGGAGAGUACCCGCAGAACGCUUUCUUCCCCAUCGCAACCUCGAAGGGACCACGCUGGAGCUGGCGCUGGUCGGACGGCCGUGGCGUCCCCAUCGGCGUGCGCUGGUCGGACGGGCCCGUGCGCUGCGCGGCGGGUGCCGCGGAACGCGGCGCGGCGGGCGGCGCGGAGCGGGAGUGCGCGGGUUUCCUCGAGAUCUUCUACUCGGUCUCCAACGAGACGCUCUUCCGCUCCGUCUCUCGCGCGCCCGUCGACCCGCUCGGCGUCGCCACGCGCGCCACCGCCGGCGCGACCCUCGACUUGGUGCACGAGGCGCUGCUCGAGGCGAUCUCGCCGCUCCUGACCGCGCGCGGAGUCAAGGCGGCGUCGCUGCCGAAGCCGUCCCUCCUCGCGGUGGGCGUCUGGACGCGGCCGGACGCAAAGGAGCCGCUUGGCCCUCCCGUCGGGUACACCGCGCCGACAAAGGUCUACUACGCGCCGGAGGUGUCCGGCUCGCUCGGCGCGGCGUGCGGCGUGUCCGGCCUCAGCGAGGGCGAGUACCGGCUCGCGGCGCUGCAGCCGCUCGGACCUGGUGCGCCGCUCUACAUGGCCAACAAUGACUGGGUCGUCUCCGAGACAAGGUACAUGUACGGCGAUUGGGCGGAGGAGUCGCUGCUGCAGGCGGAGCGGGCGCUGCGCGUCGCCGGCCAGCCUCGGCCCGCGUGGCUCGAUGCCGACUAUUACGAGCAGCGGGUCGCAUCGGUCCUCGGGGCUGACCGUCGGGCCGCGGGUCUCGAGCUGACCGGCCUCGCCGCGGCGUGAAGGAGGAGAAGGCAGCAAGAUAGAGCCGCUCUCUGCUCUCACAGGGGCUUGGAAGUGUGCUUCGUUGCCGGGCUCUGGGGUGUCCUCGUCAGGAGUCUCUCUCCCGGCUCAGCUCUCUCACGUCUCAGCCCACACUGAGGCCGUGAGACGCUUUUUCCCCAGGCUGAGACGCCCACGUGUUGUACUAUUGACGCUCUUUGUUUU